Sitodiplosis mosellana (orange wheat blossom midge) is the source of this 693-nucleotide messenger RNA. Its product is annotated as histone-lysine N-methyltransferase SETMAR-like. The record is from RefSeq and is a predicted model, not a curated record. Bases 1 to 693 code for a protein of 230 amino acids. Gene Ontology annotation, molecular function: nucleic acid binding. The transcript has 2 exons. Lineage: Eukaryota; Metazoa; Arthropoda; Insecta; Diptera; Cecidomyiidae.
AUGGGUAAAAAUACCGAUCAGGCUGAGGAAUGGCUUCAAAAGUGUUACCCGGGCUCUGCUCCAUCAAUUGCAACCAUCAAACGAUGGUUUGCCGAUUUCAAACGUGGUCGUACGGACACCGAUGAUGCUGAACGCUCUGGUAGGCCAAAUGAGGCAGUUAUUCCAGAAAACAUCACAAAAAUCAACAAAAUGAUUAUGGCCGACCGCAAACUGAAAUUGCAGAAGAUAGCUGACAUCCUAAAGAUAUCAAAAGGCAGUGUGUACACAAUUUUGCAUGAUCAUUUGGGCAUGAGAAAGCUGUGUUCGAAAUGGGUGCCGCGUUUGUUGACACCGGAACAAAAACAAAAUCGUGUCGAUGAUUCGGAGAGCUGUUUGACCAUUUUUAAGCGCAAUCCGAACGAGUUUCUGCGUCGUUAUGUGACCAUGGACGAAACCUGGGUCCACCAUUUCACUCCGGAGUCAAAUCGGCAGUCAGCUGAAUGGACAGAAGCCGGUGGAAGUCGACCAAAGCGCCCAAAAACACAAAAGUCAGCUGGCAAGGGAAAAAGAUAUGGCUCGAAUGAGGAGGUGAUUGCCGAAACUGAAGCCUAUUUUGAGGCCAAGGACAAAUCGUUCUACAAAACUGGUAUCGAAAAGCUAGAAAGGCGUUGGAAUGAUUGUAUCACUCUAAAAGGGGACUAUGUUGAUGAAUAA